ACUUUCUGCCUCUUUUCACAGGAUAAUAUCAAUGUUUUUUUGAAAGCUUGUGAGCAGAUUGGAUUGAAAGAAGCUCAGCUUUUCCAUCCUGGGGAUCUACAAGAUUUAUCCAAUCGAGUUACUGUCAAGCAAGAAGAGACUGAUAGAAGAGUGAAAAAUGUUUUGAUAACAUUGUACUGGCUGGGAAGAAAAGCGCAAAGUAACCCCUACUAUAGUGGUCCCUAUCUUAAUUUGAAAGCAUUUGAGAAUUUUUUAGGACAAGCUCUGACUAAGGUCCUUGAAGAUUCCAGCAGUCUGAAAAGAAGUGGCAGGGACAGUGGCUACGGUGACAGCUGGGGUACAGAACGUGGAGAACUGCCCCCUCCUUCAGGCAACCACAAGAGAGAAGACUCCUUUGAGAGCUUGGACUCUCUCGGAUCUAGAUCAUUCACAAGCUGCUCCUCAGACGUCACCCUGAAAGGGGGCCGCGAAGGUUGUGAAAGUGACACAGAUUCUGAAUUUACAUUCAAGAUGCAGGAUUAUAAUAAAGAUGAUAUGUCAUAUCGAAGGACUUCAGCUAUCGAACCAAAGUCUGCUUUACCAUUCAAUCGUUUUUUACCCAACAAAAGUAGACAACCAUCAUAUGUGCCGGCACCCUUGAGGAAGAAAAGACCGGACAAGAAUGAGGAUAACAGAAGAAGUUGGGCAAGCCCAGUCUAUACAGAAGCAGAUGGAACAUUUUCAAGUAACCAGAGGAGGACUUGGGGCACAAACAUGGAAAGCUGGUCAACAGUACAAGAAACUUCAAGUUCCUUUUGUUAUUUGGAAGAGGAAGAAGAAAAGUCAACAAACAUACCCAACAUUGUAAAGGAUGAUCUUUAUGUACGAAAGCUAAGUCCUAUCAUGCCAAACCCAGGAAAUACUUUUGAUCAGUUUCUUCCCAAAUAUUCAACCCCAGAGGAUGUGACCUGGAAAAGAACAAAAAGGGAAACUUAUAAACCAUGGUAUAAGGAAUUUCAGGGAUUCAGUCAGUUUUUAUUACUUCAGGCCCUUCAGACAUACUCUGAUGACAUCUUAUCCUCUGAAACAAAUAUCAAAAUUGAUCCCACUUCUGGUCCAAGACUCAUAACACGCAGAAAGCAUCUCUCUUACGCACCAGGUUACGGAAGAGGUGGCCUCGACCUGUCGGCCCUGGAUCCUGACUUAGAAAAUGAUGAUUUCUUUGUCAGGAGAACUAGGGCUUUCCAUGCAAAUCCAUGCGUUCUCCAGGCCUUUGAAGAUUUUAGAAGGUUCUCUGAGCAAGAUGAUCCAGUAGAGCGAGAUAUAAUUUUGCAAUGCAGAGAAGGUGAACCAGUACUUCCAGAUUUAGAGAAAGAUGAUAUGAUUGUUCGCCGAAUUCCAACGCAGAAGAAAGAGGUGCCUCUGUCAGGAGCCCCAGAUCGAUACCAGCCAGUACCUUUCCCAGAGCCCUGGACUCUUCCUCCAGAAAUCCAAGCAAAAUUUCUCUGUGCAUUUGAAAGGAAAUGCCCAUCAAAAGAAAAAAGUAAUAGCUGUAGAGUGUUAGUUCCUACGUAUCAACAAAAUAAAGAUGACAUGUUGACCCGUAAGAUCCAGUCUUGGAAAUUGGGAACUGCCGUGCCUCCCCUCAGCUUCAUCCCUGGUCCUUGCAGUGAAGUGGACUUGAAGAAGUGGGAGGCCAUCCGUGAAGCCAGCAGAGUUAGGCACAAGAAACGGCUGCUGGUGGAGAGACUCUUUCAAAAGAUUUAUGGUGAGAACGGGAGUAAGUCAGUGAGUGAUGUGAAUGCAGAGGAAGUUCAAAACUUGCGUCAGCUGCAUUACGAGGAGAUGCAGAAAAUAAGAUCACAAUUAAAAGAGCAAGAUCAGAAGUGGCAGGAUGACCUUGCAAAAUGGAAGGAUCGUCGAAAAAGCUACACUUCAGAUCUGCAGAAGAAAAAAGAGGAGCGGGAAGAAAUUGAAAAGCAGGCUCUUGAGAAGUCUGAGAGAAGCUCUAAGACAUUUAAGGAGAUGCUGCAGGACAGGGAGUACCAGGAUCAAAUAUCUACCAGUGAUCAGAGAAAAAUUACACCCAGAAGGAGACUGUAUUCUUCUGAUGAUAUAUUGAAUGAAGAAAAGCUGUCCCCUACACUGCCUCUGUCAGAAGCAAGUCCCCAGAGUGAGAGAGUGGAAGAGAAGGCAACAACUUACCCUGCAGAAAUUUCUAAAGAAUAUUCUACAACCUUGGCAAAAAGAGAGGACUCUACAACAGCUCAAAUUCAGUUGCCUUCCAAGAGCCCAGCAGAAGACCAAGGCCCAGCCUCUUUGUCUUCUCAGCAGUUUCUGAAUACGCAAAUGGAGUUGACUCGGGUUUCAGCUUCUCUCCCUAGAAGUUACCAGAAAACUGAUACAGCUAGGUUAACAUCUGUGGUCACAGCAAGACCUUUUGGCUCUCAGUCAAGGGGAAUCUCACCACUGCCCCGAUCCUACACGAUGGAUGGUUCUUGGAAGUACAAUGGAGAUGCAGGUAGCAGUAAGAGAACCCAAGACACUCCUCAAAAACCAGAUGCCAGCCAGCUACCUUCCAGCUUGUCGAAUGAGAAGGACGAAGCUGUGAGAGAAGAGAUGAGAAGUGCCCCCUCUCCUACACCGUCCUUCUCUGUUGUCUCCCAGGAUCAGACUGCCACUUCUAAAGCUGAAUCAUCUUCAACAUCCGGCCUCGAUUUAAGGUCUGAAUCUGGAGAAGGGAGACACUCGCCACAAGUAGAAAUAUCAAGAGUGCAGGAUCAGUUCAGUGAUAUGCGAAUCAACAUAAACCAGGCGCCUGGGAACAGUCUGGACUUCGGGUUUACAGUAAAAUGGGAUUUUUCUGGGAUCUUCGUAGCAUCGGUUGAAGCAGGUAGUCCAGCAGAGUUCUCUCAGCUCCAGGUAGAUGAUGAAAUUAUUGCUAUUAACAACACCAAGUUUGCAUAUAAAGACACAAAAGAGUGGGAGGAAGCCAUGGCUCAUGCUCAAGAAACUGGAAACUUAGUAAUGGAUGUCAGGCGUUACGGAAAGUCUGGUUCACCUGAAACAAAGUGGAUUGAUGCAACUUCUGGAAUUUACAACUCAGAGAAAUCUUCGAGUCUGUCCAUAACGACUGAUUUCUCCGAAAGCCUCCAAAAUUCUAAUACUGAAUCUAAAGAAAUCAAUGGAAUUCAUGAUGAAAGCAAUACUUUUGAAUCAAAAGAAUCUGAACCUAUUUCUUUGAAAAACUUAAAAAGGCGAUCACAAUUUUUUGAACAAGGAAGUACGGAUUCUGUGGUUCCUGAUCUUCCAGUUCCUACCAUCAGUGCCCCGAGUCGCUGGGCAUGGGAUCCAGAGGAGGAGCGGAAGCGGCAGGAGAGAUGGCAAAAGGAACAGGACCGUCUACUGCAGGAAAAGUAUCAACGUGAACAGGAGAAACUGAGAGAAGAGUGGCAAAGGGCUAAGCAAGAGGCUGAGAGAGAAAACUCCAAGUACUUGAAUGAGGAACUGAUGGUCCUAAACUCAGACAGCAUUUCUCUAACCAUGCGGGAGCCCACCGUUGCCACCUGGGGUGAAGGGUCUAAGUCUUCUGACACAGAGGGAACCCGAGCAGGGGAGGAGGAGAGGAGACUUCAGCAAGAGGAAGAUAUUAUCGACGACCAAAGGAGGAAGCUGAAGGAACAGCUCAUUCUUGAAAAUGAAUGGAAGCUGGAGGAGCAACAAAAUCAGGAGCAGGAGCACAAACGUCUCCAGGCCGAGUUCGAGGAGCAGAAACGGCGUGGAGAAGAACUGAAGCACCAGGCAGAACGAGAGAGGGAGACUUCAGUAAAAAUAUACCAGUAUAGAAGGCCUGUCGAUUCCUACGAUAUACCAAUACAAGGAGAAGACUCUUCAGGUUUGCUUCCUAGUGACAGGAGUAAAUCCAGAUCCACUACUGAACUGGAUGGUUACCCUACAAAUAAAAAUGGAGGCAAUAAGUAUUUGGACCGGAUUGGGAGCAGCAGCACUUCACAGAGGAGCUCCAAGAAGGAACAAGUCCCAUCAGAAGCAGAGUUGGAGAGACAACAAAUCCUUCAGGAAAUGCGGAAGAGAACAUCUCUUCACAAUGACAACAGUUGGAUCCGACAGCGCAGCUCCAGUGUAAAUAAAGAGCCUAUUAGUUUGCCUGGAGUGAUGAGAAGAGGUGAAUCUCUAGAUAACCUGGAUUCUCCAAGAUCAAGUUCUUGGAGACGGUCCCCUUGGCUCAAUCAGCCUACAGGAUUCUAUGCAUCUUCCUCUGAGCAAGACUUCAGUCGCCCACCACCGCAGCUGGUGUCCACAUCAAAUCGUGCUUACAUGCGAAACCCAGCCUCUAGUUUACCACCUCCUUCAGCUAGUUCCGUGACGCCUGUGGCCACAGGUGUGUCCACUGCCCCUGUCCCCACACCACGCAGCCAUUCACCUGCCACCUCACAGUCGGGGUCGCAGCUACGGAACAGUGCGUGGCCUGUCAGUGUGACCUCGGGGGCUCUGCUUCAGGAGCUGAAGUCAGAAUCAGAAACAGCCAGCUGUACUGCAACGACUGCUAUCUCAGAUUCAAAUCUGGACAGCCAACCGCCAUGUGAUGUAAACCUCCAUACGAAAGCACUGUUGCAGAUAGAAGAAGAGGUGGUUGCUGCUGAUGUAGAUCUAUAA
Molecule: messenger RNA, 4653 nt
Organism: Chrysochloris asiatica (Cape golden mole)
Lineage: Eukaryota; Metazoa; Chordata; Mammalia; Afrosoricida; Chrysochloridae
Gene: LMO7
Product: LIM domain 7
Exons: 28
Coding region: 511-4653 (1380 amino acids)
Biological process (GO): regulation of signaling; regulation of cell adhesion
Molecular function (GO): protein binding
Source: RefSeq, a predicted model, not a curated record